Zingiber officinale is the source of this 3167-nucleotide messenger RNA. Its product is annotated as probable disease resistance protein At1g61300. The record is from RefSeq and is a predicted model, not a curated record. NCBI's taxonomy places the organism in Eukaryota, Viridiplantae, Streptophyta, Magnoliopsida, Zingiberales, Zingiberaceae. Gene Ontology annotation, molecular function: ATP hydrolysis activity; ADP binding; protein binding. The transcript has 3 exons. The coding region runs from base 124 to 2949 and encodes 941 amino acids.
ACAAGCAAACAUAAUAGACUUAAUUUAUUCUGAGUCUUCUGUCCCCCGACUCUGCCAUCUCCUCCCUGCCUAACUCGUACCAAUAUUGCUAGUCAACAAGGUGGAGCUUCUCCUCAAUCGUCCAUGGCGUGCAUCAAACUAAAUCUCAACGUAGACGUCAACAGUUGCCUGAGCGGGCUCAAGGCGACGCUGCGGCUGGGCAGGCCAAAAUCUGGCAUCGAGAAGUUGAAAAAGGAAAUGAAAAAUUUGAGAGACAAAAGGGAUGAUAUCAAGAACCGGAUCGACCAGGCGGAGCUCGAGGGGAAAAUUCCGACCUACCAAGUGAGCCAGUGGCUACUGGACGUGGAGACGUUGGAAGGCCAAGUGGCUGCUAUCGAGCAGGAUUUCCAAAGCACCAGUUGCUUCAGUUGUCAUUGCUUCAAUCAAACUCAAACUCAAACUCAAACUGGUGGCACGAGUCAAACACAGCAAGCAGGAGAUCAGGUUCCUAUCAGAGAGUCAUCAAACUGCUGCUCCAUCAUCCUAAGAGUGGCCAAGAAGCUCGGCGAGGUUAAAGAAUUGAUGGACCGAGCUGAUAGACUGGAUCCGGUUGCCACAGUUAGGCCUUCGGAACCCACCGUGAUGAUCCCCAUCUCACACCGAUCGCCCGUUGGGAUCGAGUCGUAUGAGGAGGACAUUGUGGGCUACGUCGAUGGUGGAAAAGGCGACAUCAUAGGCAUCUACGGAAUGGGCGGUGUCGGUAAGACCACCAUAUUAAAGAGGAUCCAGCAACACUAUCAUCUUAACCAUGCCAUAUUUGAUCGUGUGAUUUGGGUUGUGGCCUCCAAAGACUGCCAAUUGAAAAGGCUCCAGAUGGAUAUUGCUAAGAGUCUAGGACUGAAGACACUGCAGGAGAGUGACGAUGAACGAACCUGUGGUGAUAAGCUCUUUACCUUUUUGAAGAGCAGGAACUGCUUGCUGCUUCUAGAUGACAUUUGGGAACACCUAGAUCUUCAACUGUUGGGUAUGGCACACUCGGCUACUACUGAAAGAGGCCAGCAGCAGCAGCCACGCAAAACCGUGGUGUUCACAACCCGUAGCGAGGCAGUAUGUGUACAAAUGAAAGCAGAAAAGAAGAUCAAAGUCAAAUGCCUGGAUCCAGUUCAAGCAUGGCGGCUCUUUGAGGAGAACAGCGAGAAGGAUGUUCUCAACUCAGAUGCUGGAAUUAAGUUCGUUGCUGAAAAACUUGCUAAAGAAUGUGCAGGUCUUCCGCUCGCUCUUGUCACCGUCGCCCGGGCCAUGUCAGGGAAAAAGUCUUGGGAAGCUUGGAAUGGCGCUCUUCGUCAAAUAAGGGAUGAACAUCAGUGGAAAACCGUAUGCCUUCCUGAAGAUUCAGUCGUCAUGUAUAAAGCCUUCAAGCUGAGCUACGACAGUUUAGAGAAUGACUCCAUAAGAGAAUGCCUUUUGUGCUGCGCUUUGUGGCCUGAAGAUUGGCAGAUCAACCAAUUCUAUAAUUUGAUACCAUGUUGGAUAGGUUGCGGCCUAAUUUGUGAAUUUAAUGUGAUCAAUGAAGCUUUUGACAAAGGAUACUCCUAUUUGGAAGCUCUCAUGGCAGCAUCCUUGCUAGAGGAAUGCAUUCCAAUGCGCAGAUCUGUUCAUUGGGACCCGUGUGUAAAGAUGCACGAUGUCAUCCGAGACAUGGCACUGUUGAUGGUCUCUGGGUUGGAGGGGAACAAAAGAAAAUGGAUUGUGAAAGCAGGAAUUGGGUUGAGUGAUUUGCCUAGACAAGAAGAAUGGCAAGAAGCAGAGCGAGCAUCAUUCAUGAGAAAUAAUAUUACUUCUUUCCAAGAGUAUGGAACUUCCACUUUUCCAAAACUUUCUAUGCUGAUUCUCUGUCACAACAAAGGUCCGAAAACAAUUCCUUCAAGUUUGUUAUCAAGCAUGCCUCGUUUAACAUACUUGGGUCUCAAUGGAUGUGGUAUAAGAGAGCUUCCUAUGGAGAUUUGUAGCUUAACCGAGCUUCAAUAUUUAGACUUGUCCUACAAUCCUAUUACAAGUCUGCCGGCCAAAUUUGGUUGCCUCAGCAAAUUAGAGUACUUGCUUCUUUCGGAUACUGACCUUAAGAUCGUACCCAAGGGGACAAUAUCCAAUUUAUUAAUUCUCAGGUGGCUGGAUAUAACGGAAAUUCCUCUUGUACCCGAGUGUUGGUGGGAUGAGUUGAAAUAUUUUAAAGGACGCCACCAAUUAAGUUUGGGAAUUAACAUUGAUGCUACAACAGAUAAUAUUAAGCAACUCAAUAUGUUACCAAAUGUCUCCAUAUGGAAACUCACUUUGGAUGGAAGCAAUAUUUCAAAACAUGAGCAAGUGACCGAUCUGGGCACUCAACAAUGGGGUUGUAGGGUAAGUGACCACCUUGAGUUUCUGUGCUUUUAUUUUCUCAAAUUAGACAAAUUAGUGUUGGCUACAGGCGUGGGUCGCGAAUCAAAUUUUGGAUGUUUAAAGAGUCUCUAUUUUGAAGACCUAGAACAAUUGGAAGAGAUUUCAUUGAAUGGAGUUCGGCUCUACAACCUUCGCAAAAUAUAUAUUGAUACAUGUCGCAUGUUAAAGGAUGUUUCUUGGGUUCUAGAGUUGCCAUGCCUUAAUUUUCUAGAGAUAAUUUAUUGUGAAGAAAUGAAAGAACUAAUAAGUGAGGUAGGGAACUCCAACUCCAUCUCCAGUUCUAGCAUCCAGAGAUUGAUUUUGAGCCGCAUGCCGAACCUCAAUCGCAUUGCAAACCAACCUCUCCAUUUUCCCUACUUCGAAUAUAUACAAGUGCAUCGCUGCCCAAAGCUCAAAAAAUUACCAUUUAUGGCUGAAAUAUUGAAGAGCAGAUUAAAAUGUAUUGAAGGCGAAGAAGAUUGGUGGAACAACUUGGUUUGGGAUGACGAGAACAUCAAGGAUUCCCUGACUCCUUAUUUUAGGUUUAACUGAUAUGGAUUCACGACCAAUUUCAAAAAGAAGCAUCGACCUUUUGGGCGAGGAGGCAGGCAUUCACUGUUUUGAUCGUUGUGGAUGGUUAAAUUGUUGGAUUCUUUGACUGGUUCGACAUGUACAUCUAUAUAUAUUUGAUUGAUGACUCCAAACUAAUUAAUUGGAGACCUACUUAGUGUUUUAAAAUUUGAUCAUAGAUAUUUAAACUUGUCCGUCAA